UGAUUCAUUUUCAGUACGACCACAAAGGAUGCCAAACCGCAAGCUUAAACCUCGUGGUGUCAUGGCAUUUUUGGACAUACUUGCGUAGCUUUGUAGGCAAGAUAGGCUAUGAAAUUAUCGAAGCGGCUAAAUUAAUUAGUGACAGGCUGUGCCUGCUUAACAAAGAGAAUUAAUAAACUUUAGGGCGCUCUGCGAGCCUCACAGUAUGGAUAAAAUAUGUAUUAUUUGUGUAACGUGCUGUGCGCUUUUUGCAUGGUGCUCUGCUGCGCCAAAAAACUGGACUGCGGAACAGGGGACACAACCUGAAAAAGAGGCAGAGCAACAUGACAGUCUGCAGGAGGAGAUUGAUGACCAGGAGAAUAUUCUCUCUAAGCUGCUGGGUGAUUAUGACAAAGUGAAAGCCCUGUCGGAAGGCUCUGACUGUCGCUGUAAAUGUGUUGUCAGACCCCUGAGCAGGAGCGCCUGUCGGCGGAUAGAAGAAGGGAGCGCAACUGCGCAGGACUUCUACACAGUGGAGACUAUCACGUCUGGACCCGAGUGCAAGUGCGCCUGCAUCGCUCCUCCGUCAGCAGUCAACCCAUGCGAGGGAGAGUUCAGGCUGAAAAAACUUAGGGAAGCCGGGAAAGAAAAUGUCAAGCUCUCCACCAUCCUUGAGCUGCUGGAGGGAUCCUUCUAUGGCAUGGAUUUACUGAAGCUGCACUCCAUCACUAAUAAGCUCGUUCAUCGCGUGGAGCACAUCGAAAAGGUGGUGUCUCUGAAAAACACCAGUGAUGAGGUUGAGCCCCAGAGGAGCCCUCCUAUCAAGUUAGAGGUGACAGAGAGCCCACCCACCCCUUCUCUCCACCUUCGGCAGGAGAAGAAGAAGAGACUCAGUGAGCUGAGUAACAAGGCGGCAGCUUAUCAAAACCCAGAGGAAAAGUAUGAGGAGAAGUUUGUUGUGGGAGAUGAGUCCUUCCGAAAGAUGGAUGCUCCUGCGCAGACCGUCCAGGGGGAGCCUGAGGUCACUCCCCAGGAAGUGACAAACAAGGGGGGCUCCCAGACGAAGACUGGCAGCAAUGGCAUGAUCAUCAGAGGAAUGACUUUCUAUAAAUCUGAACCAGAUCCAAUGGUUGCUGAUGACGGGGAGCCUGGAGAAAACUUUUUUGAGUAUCAUGGCUUCAGUGGCGACGGCCCGGUCAACCUCUUCAUUGAGGAGCAUCUCCUUAUGCACCGAGCCCCACCUUCCAGACUCAAGCCCGGGGCGGGACCACGAGCACCUCGACCAAAGACACCGGGUCUAGUGAGCGACACCAAGAGGACCAGCCAAUCAGCGACCAUUGAACAAAUAGAAUCUGCCACAAGAAUUUUGAAUGAAUCCCCCGACUCCAUGGCAGCGACCUCAGAAGGUGUUUCUUCAACUGCGAGCACCGCAGCAUCCACAGUGUCUGGCAUCACCGCUGGACUGUCCACACCCAGGACCACAGACACUCAUUCAACUGUAGAUCAGUCUACUGGCCAGAUCAAUACCAGAAACACGAAAUGGCCGAUUCCCAUGACGACCACUCCGGCCAGCACCUCCCCAAGAAUCACCACAAAGGAACCAGUCAAAACUACCAUGAACACAAUCACAACCACCCAAAAAUCACCAGCAAAGGAGACCCAAACAACAUUCACAACCCCUAAGACAUCAAUCACUGUGAUGGAAACCGUUACCAUGGAAAGGAAAGAGAAAACGCAAACCAUAUCUGGCAGUACCGCCGCACAGUCUAGCACACAAGGACAACACACAACAAUUGGGGUGUCGCCCACCACCACAAUGGCUACAACAACUGUCCUGACCACUGUUGCUCCAACUUCAGCAUCCAUAACCCCCACAGCAGCUACCUCAACACAGGCCGCCCCCACGCCAACACCACAACAACAAACUGAAUCCACCUCUUUCUCUGGGUUGACUGUGGCUCCUACUACACAAAGACUGACCACACGCUCUCCUCAAACCUCCCCACUUUCCUCCACACCUGUGACCACCACCACUUCAGCCACCACCACCACUUCAGCCACCACCACCACCACCACCACCACCACACAGACUGCCCCAGGCAAACGCAAGUACAGAAUCAGCUGGGAUGAGGAAGAGCCAGAGGAGACAGAGGCAGAACCGGCAGAGUCAGUGCAAAGUCAUGAGGAAGGAGCACGAAGAAAACUAGGGGAAUGCAAGGACACUUUGUCAUCAAUCUCAGAUCCGAUAACUCACAACACCUAUGGCAGAAACGAGGGAGCAUGGAUGAAAGAUCCCAAGGCUAACGACGACAAGAUUUACGUCACAAACUACUAUUAUGGGAACAACCUCCUGGAGUUUCGCAACAUGGCAGUGUUCAAACAAGGGCGUUUCACCAACUCCUACAAGCUCCCUUACAACUGGAUCGGCACAGGCCACGUGGUGUACAAUGGCGCCUUCUACUACAACCGCGCCUUCUCCCGUGACAUCAUCAAAUACGACCUGCGCCGGCGAUACGUGGCCGCCUGGACCAUGCUGCACGACGUCGUGUUCGAAGAGUCGUCGUCGCCGUGGGAAUGGCGCGGCCACUCGGACAUAGACUUUGCGGUGGACGAGAGCGGCCUGUGGAUCAUCUACCCCGCGCUCGACGACGAGGGCUUUUUACAGGAGGUGAUCGUCCUGACUCGGCUGAACCCCUCGGACCUCAGCAUGCAGAGGGAGACCACCUGGAGAACCGGGCUCAGGCGGAACCACUACGGCAACUGCUUCAUCGUGUGCGGCGUCCUGUAUGCUGUUGACAACUACAACCUCAGAGACACCAACCUGGCGUACGCCUUCGACACGCACACCAACACGCAGAUGACUCCGAGGAUGCCCUUUACUAACAACUACACCUACAUCACACAGAUCGACUAUAACCCCAAGGAGGGGCUGUUGUAUGCGUGGGACCAUGGACACCAAGUCACAUACAACAUCAAGUUCGCCUAUGUAGACCCCUAGUGAGGGUUUAACCGUAGUUCUGUGACAAAGUGAAAUGAUUUUAUGAGCUAAAGUGGAUUGUAGACCAGUCCACAUGGCCAUCAGUGUAUUGUGAUUCACUACCAUUUAUAAACCUGUCUUGGUUAGGAAUACGCAUUUUGGAUGUUUGUUCUCUCAACAAAUUAUUUUUUCCUCUGUACCUGAAACAAAUGAAACCGUGAAACUUCAUACUUCAGUCAACGCAGCUCGUUGUACUGUAUAUACAGUAAUACUGUAAAAUAAAGCCUUGAGAGGUACAUGAAUGUAUAAAAGAUGUCAGCGCAAGUCCACAGCAAGGCUUGGGUCAAAUAAAGCUAUCACUUGUAAUUUACAUGGAAGAAAAAAACAGUUCAGUAAUACAAUUUUCAUGGAGAAAUUGUCAUUCCAUGUGCUUUUUUUUUUAUACAUUUUAUUUUUAUAUUACAGUUUCUUUCCAUCCUUGUACAUAUGCCAUAGGUCCUCUGUGUGGUGAUAUCAUUGCGGUAAUGUCACAGAUAGCUGUCGACCUUUAUCUUGUGAAAGCACUUACUCCCUCCAUACGAGACUGUACUGUUUGGAAGAGACUGCAAUAAAGGUCUGAAAAU
This is a messenger RNA of Myripristis murdjan (pinecone soldierfish), 3579 nucleotides long. RefSeq names its product olfactomedin-like 2Ba (gene olfml2ba). The record is from RefSeq and is a predicted model, not a curated record. Gene Ontology annotation, biological process: signal transduction. The transcript is spliced from 8 exons. Lineage: Eukaryota; Metazoa; Chordata; Actinopteri; Holocentriformes; Holocentridae. The coding region runs from base 206 to 2977 and encodes 923 amino acids.